Molecule: messenger RNA, 2683 nt
Organism: Porites evermanni
Lineage: Eukaryota; Metazoa; Cnidaria; Anthozoa; Scleractinia; Poritidae
Source: the annotation of a GenBank genome assembly
AUGAAGAACGUGUUCUUCUUAGCUGGUUUGCUCAUGGCGACGUUGCUAACGCAGUCUUGUGAGGGCUCUAUGAUUCCAGAGCAUCCACAGACUGCUUUUUGCAAGGCAGAUUUUGGUACGUUUAUUAUCCUUAGCAACUUGAUACCUCCUGUUUUAGAUAUAUUUGUUUCGUUUUACUAUAGUCAACGUCUCUAAUUUUAAGAGAUUUUGAAUAGUUUGUACUCUAAAAACACUAAAGAACAGUGUUCAAUCAUUUUUUUUUCUUGAGAUUCCGAAAUGGGCUUCUUCGUGCAUAACAAUUUCGUAAAGUUCUAGAAGCAUAUGGAAUAGUAAUAGCAACAUGUAUUCUUUAGCGGCUGGCUCAUAGUAUUCCGCACUAAUCUUAGUAGGCUUAACACAAUGGAAACUUAUUCGUUAAGUAAACUGUCUUUGUAACGUUAGACAAUAGAGGGAUUAUGAGUGGAUUUUUUCCUUUUUUGCGAUAUUCGUUGGAUGCUUCGUUUUACACGUUUGACGUUUAAGCCACUGCACAGAGCUCAACGUGAGCUGUAUCAACCUUUUAGGCCAGAGUUAAUUUGCUCUUUGAGCUCUUUCGCUUUUUUAAUAUCAGAAUUAACUCCUUGAGAUUCUUUUUACCGGUAAUUAUUAGAGUUUCUCUUCAAUUUCCGCCAUUUCACGAAACAAACCCUGCGGUUAUAUUAAUUUGUGCCCGCACCGUGGGAGAACAUGGGGCUUCCUGUCUUGUCAAAGGCCUCCUUGUCGUUCUUAAUCAGUUACAUGCGUAGUACCAACAAGUUCUUAGUCGGAAGGCGAAUGCUUGAUGUGCGUGGUACACUGAAUUGAAAAAGCAACGCAGGAAGAAAUAAUAGCAACACGGAAAGAAAAACAAAAAGAUUGACAACAACAUUAAUGAUCUGAGAAAGGUCACGUCUUGCCCUGCUGUGAAUAUCAUAACACUGGAUUUCCGCGCCGACGUAAAAGUAUUAAACAAGUAAACGAGAAGUGAACAAAGAUAAUAUAUUUUGGCAAACCCACAACCAUUCUUGUCUUACGGGGAAACGGAUUUAUCUGCGGCUAAAUAAGUUCCGUCCCUCUCAAAAAGUAAAUAUGCAAGGUUCGGUUGUAACAGGAAAGCUUAUUUCUCAUCUAUUUUUUCCGUAACGGAUUUUCCUCAGUAAUCUUGUAAUUUCUGGAUGAUUCUUCUACUGUGCAGCUGUAAAAAAAUGGAAACUUUGCACCCUGAAUGUUUUCUCGCGCUUUGCUUUGCACGCAACGCGCGAAGGGAGUAAAAGGAAGAUACAAGCGGCUUUUUCGUUCUUUCUUCACGAACGUCGGACGUUUUCAAAGACUGGCUCAUAGGCAGUCUUCAGGCUAAGAAAUGCGCGUAGAGUAAGACAGUUUACAUUGCGGGAGAUUUCUGUUUCCCCUGAUCUGAAUUGGAAAGACGUAACUAAGGAAUUUAAGGCACGACACGCUUAAUUUGUAUUAGAGUAACUUAACUGAGUUUUUCACAAAACUUAAGUUUCUAAAGCGGAGAAUGUAUAUGGAAAGAAAAUAUUCCUCUUCUUUUACAGGCCAGCACCCUUGUUACCCGCCUCCAAUAAAUUGUCUAUGUCUGCCUGGCACUGUAUAAACUUAGAAACAUACUUUAGUAGCAUAUCGCCCUUUACGACGGAUAUUUCUAUUUGGUUAACUAGAGCCAUUCUUAGGUAACAAGUUAUGGUCGGCUUACUGAAAUGAAGAAGCGAGCGAUAAAACAUGAUUAUGAGAGUCAUUUUAACCUCUCUUUUUCUUUUUUAUCUCUACAGUUGUUAGAGUAAAAAUACUUGGUAAAGUUAAGAAAGAUAUAAGGACGCCACCACCGGCAAUAGUCCUUGGUGAUUCCUUCAUCAAUUCACCAUCCCUGCCGACUUCUCCAGACAACGCGGAUGACUCUUCUACAGAGGACUCAACUACCCCACCCGUGGGAAAGAAAAGUUCUAUACCUCUAAGCUUUCAAAAGCCUGUUGAUAUGCCACCUGGUGAAGACAUUACUGAGAAACCGUCUGUAAAGCCUUCGAUGUCUGUACUUCACUCACUACUGGGCCGACACAGGCGAAGUUUAGGGCUUGGAAUACGUGGUGCUCCACCCCCUCCCCCAGCGUCCAACCUCUACAAUCGUCCUUUCAGUAGACGGGGUAGAGAUAAGGGAAUGAUGUAUUACGACGUCCUAAUCAAGAAAGUAUUCAAGGGUGGUGAUAAAGUGCGAAAUACAAAAGGAACAUUUAUCGAUGCUGCUAACCCAAGGAGAUUUUUCGCCAGAAUCUACUUUUCCCCUUAUCAUGGUCAGGAAUUGGAGGCUGGUGUUGCGUAUAUGCUUUCCGGCAAAAUCAUGAAUAACGAGCUGCUUCUUCCCAACAGCGGUUGCUGGAUGGAGAAGUGGGAAGAUCUAUCUAAAGAAGAAAAACACGGUCUUCACGGAAAAUACGCAGAAAACUGCUAUUGCGGGAUCCAGUUUUGCGUACCAGGCUUCUGUGACAGGUUGCAGGUUCCUUCCCAAUGUGCUUGGGAAUUACGUAACUUCCGGGAGCCGUCCAGGGAUUGUGGAGCAAGGCAUAACUUGUGUAUCAGACAUCAAAACGAGUGCCAUUGGACAGUUGGCAAAGGAUUUGACUCGUGUUUAAAUCCAGCUGUGUUCCCUUAA